AUGUUGGGGCGUGGGGUUCGGCAAGCGAUGCUGGCGGGGGGCUGGCGAUGGCGGGCGAUGCACUCACAGCCGGACGUGAGCGAAGUCGUUGAGCUGAGUACAGCAAGAGGAGGGGAAGUGAAGCUCGGAAAGCUCAGGCAGUUGGUCAAUCUCCCUCCCUUCGACGAGAUGUUUGGGAUCGCUCGCAAGAAGAUGCUAGCUUGCAUCGACGUCGAGCUCAGGAAAGCGCACAAGAAGAAGAAAUCGGAAUUGAAUGCCUUGGAUUUUGCAAACGUGCAUAAGCUGUCUCUCCUGGCGUUCUCCUCCUCCAUUUCCAUCCCGCUGGGAGAGGUGCUGAAGCAGAAUGAGAAUCUCCUGAAAGGGCUUCACGACUUUGAGAGGGUAGCAGCCGAACUGAUCUUCGAGGACUCGAGACGGAACAACGGUCAGGAGCUGGACAAUGCGACGGCAGGGAUAACGGAGCUGCGGAAGCAGAUUGUGUUCGACCUCAAGGAUGCGUCAUCCAAAAUAUCCAAGUUGAAGAACAAGGAUGAGAUCAUGCUUGUGCACAACACUGCUCUGCAGAAGUCGAAGGUACUGCUGGCUCAACACAACAACGACAUCAAACUCAUAAGGAACUACGUCAAGAGGUUCCGAUCUCUUCCUUUCAUCGAUCUGAGCGUACCUCUCUUUGUGCUCGUCGGAGCUCCAAACGUGGGAAAGAGCAGCAUAGUGAAGGCGGUCUCGACUGGGGAACCGGAGGUGGCGGACUACAUCUUCACCACCCGCAAGAUCUUGCUAGGGCACAUCUAUGACACUACCUAUGGAGGCUGGCAGUGUCAGGAUGGGUGGAGAGAGGGAGUGGGAGACGCGGGCGAUGCUGAGAUGAAGAUGGAGGUCAUGGACACGCCGGGGGUCUUGAGCCGCAACGACGAAGACAGGAACGUGAUGGAGAAGAUGACGAUUGCAGCAAUGGAGAACCUCCCGUCGAACAUCAUCUUCGUGACAGAUCUCUCAGAGACGAGCGGGUCGAAAUCAAAGUUGGAGCUGCAGUUGGCGCUGCGGCAGGACUUGAGGGGAAAGUUUCCGAAUAGAGAAACGGGAAGGAAGAGGAGAAACGAUUAG
Guillardia theta CCMP2712 is the source of this 1104-nucleotide messenger RNA. RefSeq lists its product as hypothetical. The record is from RefSeq and is a predicted model, not a curated record. Lineage: Eukaryota; Cryptophyceae; Pyrenomonadales; Geminigeraceae. Gene Ontology annotation, molecular function: RNA binding; GTP binding; GTPase activity. Gene Ontology annotation, cellular component: nucleolus. Bases 1 to 1104 code for a protein of 367 amino acids. Gene Ontology annotation, biological process: ribosomal large subunit biogenesis. The transcript has 16 exons.